Lampris incognitus (smalleye Pacific opah) is the source of this 2686-nucleotide messenger RNA. RefSeq names its product Rho GDP dissociation inhibitor (GDI) alpha (gene arhgdia). The transcript is spliced from 6 exons. Gene Ontology annotation, molecular function: protein binding; Rho GDP-dissociation inhibitor activity. The coding region runs from base 259 to 879 and encodes 206 amino acids. Gene Ontology annotation, cellular component: cytosol; membrane; cytoplasm. NCBI's taxonomy places the organism in Eukaryota, Metazoa, Chordata, Actinopteri, Lampriformes, Lampridae. Gene Ontology annotation, biological process: Rho protein signal transduction. The record is from RefSeq and is a predicted model, not a curated record.
AAACUUUUACCGUUGUCGAGAGUAGUGGGGGGGGGGGGGAUACUGAUUGAGAAGACUUUUUCCCCAGUCGCUUGUCUCCGCAGCGGGUUGAGUUUAGAUCGCCGCUUGUGCCUCGAAUGAGAGCCACUCGGUGCUGGCCUCGCAGCAGUCAUUUGGGCCAAGUUGGCUGGAAGCCGUCCAUACGAGCUCGGUGCCUUCCUGCGGGUGAAGCCUCCAUUUGCUUCCUGUAUGGCGAACGGGCUCGCGGAUCCGUAGACCAUGGCAGAGCAGGAUCCCACCCCAGAGCAGCUGGCAGCCAUUGCGGCAGACAACGACGAGGGGGAAACCGGGGUCAACUAUAAACCCCCCGCCCAGAAGAGCUUACAGGAGAUCCAGGAAUUGGACAAAGAUGACGAGAGCCUGCGGAAGUACAAGGAGGCGCUCCUGGGCAGCACUGACGUGUGCAAAGUGGAUCCCAACGCUCCCAACAUUCAGGUGACGCGGCUGACCCUUAUGUGUGACACGGCGCCAAACGCCCUGACCCUUGACCUGCAGGGAGACCUGGAGUCCUUUAAGAAGCAGGCGUUUGUGCUGAAAGAAGGCGUGGAAUACAGGAUAAAGAUCAGCUUUAAGGUCAACAAGGAGAUUGUCUCGGGCCUGAAGUACAUCCAGCAUACAUUCAGGAAAGGAGUGAGGAUCGAGAAGACGGACUACAUGGUGGGCAGUUACGGGCCUCGACCGGGCCAGGAAUACGAAUUCCUCACCCCUCUGGAGGAGGCGCCCAAAGGCAUGCUGGCCCGCGGCACCUACAACAUCAAGUCCAAGUUCACGGACGACGACAAGCACGACCACCUCUCCUGGGAAUGGAACCUCACCAUCAAGAAAGAGUGGAAAGACUGACUCCCCCGCUUCAAGCCUCCACUAUCGACCUCUCUAAUUUUUUUUUUUUUCCCCUGCCCCUGCCCCUCAUACUUCUUUCUUUCUCCCACCGCCGUUCCAUUCCUCCCUGGUUGGAUCCAUUUCUUGAUUAUGUAUUCACUGGUCAAAGUUUUGCUCUCUCCGUCCAGCCUAACCCUCUUACAAUUCGCCUUAUUUGGCUCAUCCCCUUCACUUCCAUCAUUCCACGUCAUUCCCUCUCCUCCUACACACUCGCCGUGUGUCUUCCGAGUGUCAGACCUUGACGAUAUAUGUACGGAGAAAGCAAACGAUGUGCACAAUCAAGAUUUCUUUGGGGGAGGGAGGGGGGGUUUGUUUUCUUUGUAUAUAGAAGGAAAAAAAAUUAUAAUGGUGGGGGGGAAAAUGUAAUCUAUUAAUGGCUCUUGUUAUAUCGUUAUUGGUCAUUAUUGUCGAACAUAACCAGCUACUGAAUUCACCUAUAGUCUGACCCCUCCCUGUCUUUUCUCUCCCCAUCCAUCCUUCCUUCCUUUUCAUUCUUUUGACUUUUUUUUUUUUAGAUUUUGUACGUGAUCACCAUGAUCUGCCUUGGUAAAGCAUUGUCAUAGGAGCAGGGAGCAUAGCUGUAUGUCCAUGACUGCCAUGUGGCCACUGAGCGAUCACCGCUAGAGACUUGUCACUGAGCCAACCCCUCCACAGCCUUUGAGCGGAGUAUUGGUACCGGGGGUCUGUGUUAAUUUUCUGGAAUUCAGUCCAGGUUUACUUUCAAAGAAGUUGGCGUUCUCCGGCGUCUUUGAGUAUGGACCCAUCGAAUGUAUUGUGACCUCCAGCCCUUACGAAGCGGUGUCGCCCACCACUGCUCGCGCUGCGGCUGUCCCUUUUCCUCAAACGGGGUAUAUUCUUGACAGUGCUUUCAGCAGCCACGUGGCCUUAAAAGUGAAAUCCUUAGAAAUGGUGACUGACCGGACAACUUAAAAUGAGCCGUUUGCCUUUCGAGUUUAUUUGCCAUACUGUCAUGUGAGCCUCCAAUCACAAGGCUGGUGUUAAAUGGAUCGAGUAAUGGAGGUAAACUGCAGGGAAUAGCUUUACUUCAGGUCUGAUGACUUGUGAAAGCCAGUAGUUCUCAGCCAUAUCGCCCCCCCCCCCGUACCACCUCCUCUCCUUCCGAUCUCAGAAAUAGCUCAUGUUCAGUUAAAUUUACUAAUUUUUGAGUUCAUGUCAUUCAGAUCAUGUGUAUUUGAUAGCAGUGUCGUAAGCCCAGUCUAUACUCGUAGCUUUUCACAUCGCCCGACGUCUUUCCCUCUGGUAACCGAGGCCGUAUUUCCAGUCUCGGAUCAGGCUGUAGUCUCGUCAGCCAGUCAGAGAGGGACUGGAUCUUGCGGCCCUGUGAGUCCUGCACUUGUGAGCAAGUGAAGAAUUUCACACCAGGACUGUUAAACCUCUCACCUCGCGUUGCUCAUCUUCAGGAUUACCAACACUGAUUGUGCCUCUAGCCUUUGACCACUGCACACUGUGUACACUCAAAACACUCGAUAUCACAAAGGUGAAAGGUGGUCUACUUUUGACCUUUGACCUUAUGUGUAGCCUAGUGAGACUGAGGUUUUUGACAGGGACCCAGAGCUUCUAAUAAGACGGUUACAUCCUAGCAUAUUACCUUUUUAUUUUUGUACACUCCAUAUUAUGUGAGAAGAUUAAUCACAGACUAUCAUGUGUUUGGAUUGGGUUUGAUUUGAUGUGUAAUACUCGUCUGUGCUACCUGAAGAUUAUUGCUCACCCAUGUCCACAAUAAAGUAUUCAGACUGGGCCUGCACAA